Messenger RNA from Archocentrus centrarchus (flier cichlid), 5217 nucleotides. RefSeq names its product NACHT, LRR and PYD domains-containing protein 12-like. The transcript is spliced from 9 exons. NCBI's taxonomy places the organism in Eukaryota, Metazoa, Chordata, Actinopteri, Cichliformes, Cichlidae. Bases 99 to 2834 code for a protein of 911 amino acids. Gene Ontology annotation, molecular function: protein binding. The record is from RefSeq and is a predicted model, not a curated record.
CAGUCAGAGCAGGAGGAGGAAAACCAGUAAAUACUUCAGCAGGAUGCAGGUAUAACAGCAUUUCGGUGUUGCUGGUUUCUCUCUCAGACUGACUGAAGAUGAGUGGUUUGGAGGAAGAGGAGGGCAGGGCAGGGUCUCCAGGAUCCAGCUGUCUGUCUAUGAAGAGUGAUUUGUCCAAAGAUUUUCCUCCAGACUUCAGUAAUGAAGCGUCAGACUCAAAAGGUCAGCAGCACAGACACACAGCAGAGUCUUCAGUAUCCAGCUGUCUGUCUAUGAAGAGUGACCACUCCAAAGGUCUUCCUCCAUUCUUCAGUAAUGAACCUGGACCCCAGUGUGGAGAAAGAUCCAGAACCAGAGCUGGACUGCAGACAGCCAGUCAGAGCAGCUGUGUACAAACAGAUCCUGGUCUGCAGGAGGUUUUAGAGGAACAUAAGAUCAGUCUGAGGAGGAGAUGUGAACGUGUGACUGAAGGAAGUGAUGAAACAGGAAGUAGAACCCUCCUGAACACGAUCUACACUGAGCUCUACAUCACAGAGGGACAGAGUGAAGAGCUUCAUACCCAACAUGAGGUGAGGCAGCUGGAGACAGCUUCCAGGAAGAAGACCCUCCAUGACACUCCAAUCAGGUGCCACGACAUCUUUAAAGCCUUCCCUGACCAACAGAGACCCAUCAGAGUGGUUCUGACCAACGGCGUCGCUGGUGUUGGAAAAACCUUCUCAGUGCAGAAGUUCACUCUGGACUGGGCAGAGGGCUUGGAGAACCAACAUGUCAGUGUGGUGAUUCUGCUUUCAUUCAGGGAGCUGAACCUGAUCCCAGAUCAGCGGUACAGUCUUCUGGAGCUGCUCCAUGUAUUCCAUCCAACAUUACAGAAGGUCCCAGCAGAGAAGCUCGCUGUCUGUAAACUUCUGUUCAUCUUUGACGGCCUGGAUGAAAGCAGACUUUCACUGGAUUUCACCAACAGGAAGCUCGUGUCUGAUGUCACACAGAAGUCAUCAGUCACUGUGCUGCUGACAAACCUCAUCAAGGGGAAUCUGCUUCCCUCGGCUCUCAUCUGGAUAACUUCCCGACCUGCAGCAGCCAAUCAGAUCCCUCCUAAUCAUGUCCACAGGUUCACUGAAGUACAAGGCUUCACUGAUGCCCAGAAGGAGGAGUACUUCAGGAGGAGAUUCAGUGAUGAACAGCUGCCCAGCAGAAUCAUCUCCCACAUGAAGACAUCCAGGAGCCUCCACAUCAUGUGUAGAAUCCCAGUCUUCUGCUGGAUCACUGCUACAGUUCUGGAGCACAUGUUGACUACAGAGCAGGGAGGAGAGCUGCCCAAGACCCUGACUGACAUGUACUCACACUUCCUGCUGGUUCAGACAAAAAGGAAGAAGAACAAGUACCAUGAGGGACAUGAGACGAGUCCACAGGAGCUGAUGGAGGCUAACGGGGAAGUUCUUCUGAAGCUGGGGAGGCUGGCGUUUGAACAUCUGCAGAAAGGAAACAUCAUGUUUUAUCAAGAAGACCUGGAGCAGUGUGGUCUGGAUGUGACAGAGGCCUCGGUGUACUCAGGAGUUUGUACAGAGAUCUUCAAAAGAGAGUGUGUGACCUUCCAGAAACCAGUCUACUGCUUUGUUCAUCUGAGCAUUCAGGAGUUUCUGGCUGCAGUCUACAUGUUCCACUGUUUCACCAACAGGAAGACAAAGGUGAUGGAUGAAUUCCUGGGGAACAUUUUAAAAGAAAAAAAGCACAGUGACUCAAACCCAACAUCAUUCAAAGAGAAGAUCUUUAGGUUCUUCAGAUUCACUGAUCAGAAUUCAGUGAUCACUGAUUAUCAAGUUAAAGCUCAGUGUUUCCAAUUUCUGGACGUGUUUCUGAUCAGAGUCAUGGAGAAAUCCUUCAAGAGUAAAAACGGCCACCUGGACCUGUUUGUUCGCUUCCUUCAUGGCCUCUCUCUGGAGUCCAACCAGAGACUCUUAGGAGGUCUGCUGGGUCAGACAGAGAACAGCCCAGAAAUCAUCCAGAGAGCCAUCAACAACCUGAAGGAGAUGAACAGUGAUCAAAUCUCUCCUGAUAGAAGCAUCAACAUCUUCCACUGUCUGAUGGAGAUGAAGGACCUCUCAGUACAUCAGGAGAUCCAAGAGUUCCUGAAGUCAGAGAACAGAUCAAUGAAGGAGCUCUCUGAGAUCCAGUGCUCAGCUCUGGCCUACAUGCUGCAGAUGUCAGAGGAGGUUCUGGAUGAGUUGUACCUGCAGAAGUACAACACAUCAGUGGAGGGACGACGGAGACUGAUCCCAGCUGUGAGGAACUGCAGGAAGGCUGAACUUUCUGACUGUGGACUCUCAGAGACUCACUGUGAAGUUGUAGCUUCAGCUCUGAAGUCCACCCCCUCCCAUCUGACAUAUCUGAACCUGAGCAGGAACAACCUGCAGGAUUCAGGAGUGAAGCUGUUGUCUGCUGGAUUGGAGAGUCCAAACUGUAAACUGGAAACUCUGAGAUUGAGGAGCUGCAGCCUGUCAGAGAUCAGCUGUGUGUCUCUGAGCUCAGCUCUGAAGUCCAACCCCUCCCAUCUGAGAGAGCUGUGGCUGGGUGACGACAAGCUGCAGGAUUCAGGAGUGAAGCAGCUGUGUGGUUUUCUGGAGAGUCCAGAAUGUAGACUGCAGACUCUGAGUUUGUAUGGAUGCAGUUUGACAAAGAUCAGCUGUUCAUCUUUGGCUGCAGCUCUGAAGUCCAACCCCUCCCAUCUGAAAAGUCUGUACCUGAACGGAAACAACCUGCAGGAUCCAGAUGUGAAGCAGCUGUUUGAUCUUGAAAAGAGUCCACACUGUAGUCUGAAGUAUCUGAGGUGGUGGUGAUGAUCUUUGUCCUGAUGAGAGUGAGCAGGACGGUGUGUGUGCUGAGAGAGGAUGAGCUGUGUCCUGAUGAUCCAGAGUCCUCCAUCAUCCCCAUGUGUUCCUCUGGAUCUUCUGAUGGACUUUGUGUCUCCAUUAAAGGACAAAGAAAAGUUAGCUGUAUUUCUGUACAGAAAAUAAGUUUGAUCAUAUUUUUCUUUCUUAAUAAGAUCGUCUGUAUGCGAUUUGAAUAGAACUUGGUUGUUUGUCCAAAUGCUGAGGUCUGUAACUUUCUUAAUAUUGGACCAGUGAACAGUGGAAAUGUGUCAGUUAUUGCAGCUCUCACCUGUCACUCUGGAGAACAACAUAAAUUCAGUGUGCAACAAGUUUAAGGUCAUUAAGUCCAGCUUGGAGAACAUUAAAAGAAGAUUUGAGGCUUUCAUGGCUGCUUGUGGAGAACCUGCGAUACAAUCCAAUAUCUGCAUAUAAAUGUACAGAACAAUGAGUUAAAGAUGAAAGAAUAUUAUUACUAUGAAGUGCAAAAAGAAGUGGAGCUAGAGGGAAACUGGUGGGAAAGCUUCAGUAAUGGGUAAAGUCUCUAAAUAAUCAUGAAGUAAGCAGCUUGAUCACAGAUCCAGAUUUGACUCAAUAAAGAACACAAGAGUCCAAGCAGCAAAAGUCCUGUCAGAAGAAGGCUGUGGAAACUCAGAAGAUGAGGAGCGUCUCUAAAGCUCUUCUCAGGAGGAGAAACAGGACAGUCGGGGUGGGCUCAGACAGAGCAGCAUUUCACAGUGGAUGAUGGAGAAAAGUCCAGUUCACUGAUGAAGUCCACUUAGAGACAAGUGUCAGUAACAGAAGGGUGAAUGUAAGGAGAGCAACAGGAGAGAAGGAGACCACAGAGGGUCAAAGCCACAUGGAGAUUCAAGUCCAAGCAAAGAGAAGCAGCACUCCAUCCUUCAGAGACAUGCCUUACUAUCAUGAUGAAUGUUUGUGGAGAGGAUUGAUGCAGCAGGAUACUGAGCCCAAACACAGCUCAGCCCUUUAAGAAAUCCUUGAAGACCAAAGAAGAGCAGGGAGUGCUGACAGUCAUGGACUUUCCUCCACAGUCACCUGACCUCAACCCCACUGAACAUUUCUGAAGACUGAGGAAGAAAAACAUUCCUGACAUGGAAACAAAAACCACAAUCUCCCUCAUCAGCUUCCUCUAACAAACCUCAUUGUGAACAUUCAGAUUUCACUGGUUCCAAACAUCUUCUCCACAGCUGACUUCCUGUCUGAGGGGGUUUGUCAGGUGGCUCAUUGGAGAUCAGCUCUCUGCUGUCACCCUUCUGUUGUUUCUUCCCGCUGUGACGUCGAGCUUCACCUCUGAUCGGGAAAGUUGACACAUGAGAACAGACGGUCAGUUGUGAUGUCACACUGUCAGAGGUGAUGUCACCACACUGAGUUCCCUCAGCGCACCGUGUGCCUCACAUUACACAAAGAUUACACAAUUUACAGUUCAGAGUUUUUAUGAUGGAGCAGAGAGAAAUGAUUUUUCAUUGGAAGUGAAUCCUGAGCAAACAAUCCAACUUUCUUCUAGUUCCAAGUUUCCUCAGUUUAAAUCUGCACCUGAUUCAGAUUCAGGUCUUUGAUGAUGAACCUCUGAUUUCUCAGAGGAAAUCAAUGUUUCUCCAUCUGAAGAGAACCCUCGUCUUCAAUCUGUGCUUCCAUUUAGUCAACAACUAAAAGUUUUCUCACUUUAUAUCCACAGCUGAUCAAAUAUGAGACAUGAUGAGUUUAAUGUAAUAGUGUGCAAACUGUCAUCAAGGAAAAAAGAUUAAUCUGAAAUAUGAAACUGAUUUCUUUGCUUCCUCUUUUUACCAACAACUGCUGCACUGUUUGUUCAUGUUGACAGGAUUCUAUUUUUUUUCAGUUUUUUGUUGUUUUUGCUGAAUUGACGAAUUGUGAACAUUAACCCUUAAGAGUCCUGUUGGGGUUUUAUUUUUUUACCCAAAGAAUAAAAUGACAAAUGUUUAAAAGUAAACUCCAGGAAAUUAAUUAAUAAACAGUGGCUGAAGCAAACAUGAGACAAUUUAAUAAACAGAUACAUUAGACAUUAGAAAGUGCCAGACUAAAUUCCCAGUCUCAGUGUAUCUUAUCUUGAAGAUUCGGCCACAGUACAUACAAUUAAAACAUCCCCAUGUUCUGCUAUUAAUCCGGAUAAGAUUGCUUUGUAUUGAUUAAUUGAAACAUCAGGGAGAAGAUGUGCUUUUUGGCUUUAUCGCUGAUGGAAGGAAUCUGAGUCAUGAAAACCAGCACUGGACAAGCCCAAUGAUGAAGGCCAACUGGGAGCAGCCACACUCUGUGUGUAGAUAGUGGCAGUAUAAAGAUGUUAUGGUUAGUGAGGAACACGGGCUCAGAGGGGGAG